Molecule: messenger RNA, 1937 nt
Organism: Ziziphus jujuba (common jujube)
Lineage: Eukaryota; Viridiplantae; Streptophyta; Magnoliopsida; Rosales; Rhamnaceae
Product: altered inheritance rate of mitochondria protein 25
Exons: 12
Coding region: 203-1534 (443 amino acids)
Biological process (GO): plasma membrane phospholipid scrambling
Cellular component (GO): plasma membrane
Molecular function (GO): phospholipid scramblase activity
Source: RefSeq, a predicted model, not a curated record
GUUGGGACAAGAAGGUAGAGAGAAUUCGUGUUUGCGAGACUGACAGGGACAGUUCGAGGAGGAGGACACCAUCUGAAGAGAUUUUCUGACGCUGAAAAAAAAAACCGAAAACAAAGAAAGUGUUUUUGGAAAACACUUCUUGAUUCUGUUUGCCGAUUAUUUCAGUUUAGUGCAGGAAAUUUAGGAUAUUUUUUGUAGCAAGAUGAAUUGGAAAAUGGGUUGGUGUAGGCUUUCCAAAGUUUGUAAAUCCACUAGAGACAAUUCCAAAUUUGGUUCAUCGUUUUGCUAUUAUACUACAAAAGAUCAUCACGGUGUAAUCUUUAAUGCUGGAAGGAUUCGAUGCCUUAGUGGGUUGCAAUCUCAAAGGGGAUUUUUCCCAGUAAGGUCGAUGAAUUUCGCCCCUGAUGGCUCCCGUGGAGGUGUAGUAGCUUUUCAAGAAAGAUUGAGCUGGGCAAAAAGUUUAGGUUGGGGAUUUAAGCUAGCUGGUUGUGUUGAAGGAAACUGCUUCGGGUCAAAACAGGAGAUAAUGAUUCAAUCCCGUCGAUUUGGACAGGAUGUUGAGAAUGAUCCUGGCAUAGGCAGAAAUUACCUUGCAAAGCUCUGGGUUGCAGAUAGGAAGAUGAAGAAUUCUACAAGGAAAAGAGGAAGGAAAUUGGCUAAACGUGGGCAUUAUUAUGAUAAUCAAUCAUCAUACCUCAAUUCGCUGGACCGAUUGUUUUCUGGUGCAUCUGUUGCUGAAGAAAAUUCAAAUUCUUCUCCAACGAGUAAAAGGGUUCUGAAGCAGCCCCCUCUAAGUCAAUCUAUUACAGGUUUUCUAGAGCCUGAAUCUCCAGAAGAGGCCCAUGUAGCACCUCUUCUUGCUAGAUCAAAUUUGCUAAUUACUCGAGAUAUUGAGUGGGCAAAUCUUGUUCUCGGUUUUGAGCAGGAGAACCGGUAUGCAAUUGUAGAUGUGUGCUACCCUGAGUCACCUGUAGGUUUUAUUCGUGAGCAGAGCAAUUUCAUAGCUAGACAGUUGCUUCGUCUAAGGCGCCCUUUUGUUGCUUUCAUAACUGAUGGCAUGGGUAAUGAGCUUUUCAGGGUUCGCAGACCUUUCUGGUGGAUAACCAGUUCAAUUUAUGCAGAGAUCAAUGGUAAGGAAGUUGGUGUGGUUCACAGACGAUGGCAUCUUUGGAGGAGGAUUUAUGAUUUGUACCUAGGGAAUAAGCAGUUUGCAGUGGUCGAAAAUCCUGGUUUUUGGAAUUGGACUUUUACUUUGAAGGACAUUGAUGGGAACGUGCUGGCUGAGAUAGAUCGUGACUGGAGAGGUUUUGGCUUUGAGAUAUUUACUGAUGCUGGUCAAUAUGUGAUUCGAUUUGGGAGUUCAGAUUCAAGCUCCAAAACUGGCGCUGCUAGACAGAUUGAAGAGUUGGAGGUUGCUCGUCCAUUGACUCUAUCAGAGAGAGCUGUUUGUGUUGCUCUUGCUAUAUCACUGGACAAUGACUAUUUCUCAAGGCAUGGUGGCUGGGGACUCCCUAUUAUUGCCGUGGGAGAGUAAAUCCGGUCUGAUGUAGCGUUGAGGAUGAAAAUCACAUCUCAAAACAUACGACAGUCUAAGCCUGACCUUCUUGAAGGUGUUUCAGCAGAUAUCCUGUCAUUUCUUUUACUUUAACACAUUACUCCCUGUUCAAAUUCGAAGCCGGUGACAUACAAUAUUGAGAAAGUCAUGAAGAGAAGACCUUUUUCCUUGCUCCAUUUCUAUGGACACCAUUGGUUUUGAGUGUCCAGGAAGUGCAAACAAGAUAUUGGUUCUUGUGCUUGGAGCAGAAUUUGUAUUAUAUUGGAGGAAUACCACUAUAUGAGUUUUACUGGUUAUGACACACUGGUUGUCAUGUAGAUACGAUCUUUUUGUGAUUAGUCUUCGUCCUUAACAAUGAAAACGUUAUUAUAUCUUCCACAAA